UAGAAUUGUUUUUCAUCAGUAGGGUUUCAGUCUAUGCUGAUCAUUUAUCGAGUGCAGUUGUUAAUUCGUUAAAAAAAGUUAGUGUUUUACUUUUUAUUGUACUUAUUCAAAUAUUUGUUAAAAAUGCCAAUUGUUCAAACAGUAUUGGGUGCAAUUGACCCCAAUCUUUUGGGUCGUACUCUUACCCAUGAACAUAUCGCUCUUGAUUUCGAGAACUUUCACUGUGACCCUCCAGAGGACUUUAAACCAUUUUUGAAUAAGAAAAUAUGUAUGGAAAAUUUGGGUUUUGUACGCCAAUACCCCUAUUCAUCAUUGGACAAUGUACGUUUCUACGAUGAAAACUCCCGAAUUGCUGCUCUCAAGGAUAUUGAGUUAUAUAAGAAAUUUGGUGGUGGCACUAUAGUGGAAAAUAGUUCUCACGGUCUGAAGAGAAAUAUGGAGUUUAUGGUUGAAGCUGCCAAGAAAACUGGUGUCCAUAUUGUGGCUGGUACUGGCCAUUAUGUGCAGGAUUUGCAGGAACCCGAUCAUGUUAAAAUGAGCGUAGAACAAAUGACCGAUUUGUAUUCAAAGGAGAUUAUAACUGGCGUUGAUGUUGAGGGUGUGGGUAUGGUGAAAUGUGGUUUUAUUGGUGAAGUUGGCAGUGUUUAUCCCAUACACGAUUUCGAAAAACGUGCCAUUAAGGCUACUGGUGAAAUUCAAGAAGUUUUAGGCUGUGGUGUUUCCUUCCAUCCGGGUCGUGAUGCUCAAGCUCCCUUUGAAAUUAUGCGUUUGUAUUUGGAAGCCGGAGGGAAAGCCAAUAAAUGUGUUAUGUCUCAUUUGGAUCGUACCAUCUACGAUAUGGAUCAAUUAUUGGAAUUCUCAAAAUUGGGCUGUUACCUACAAUACGAUCUCUUUGGCACUGAGUGCUCGUUGUAUCAAUUAAAUGUAAAUGUCGAUAUGCCCUCCGAUGCCCAGCGUAUUAAUAAUCUUAUGAAACUCAUUGACGAGGGUUUGGUUGAUCGCCUUCUUAUGUCCCAUGACAUUCAUACUAAACAUCGUUUGACUUCUUAUGGUGGCCAUGGCUAUCAUCAUGUCCAUAUGAAUGUAUUGCCUCGCAUGUUUGCCAAGGGCUUAUCUGUGGAACAAGUUGAACAAAUGACUGUUGUCAAUCCCGCCAAAUGGUUAGAGUUUAAUAUUUAAAUUUAUUUGUUUAUGUACGUUUGUUGUUUAUUUUUUUGUGUUUAGAUUUUAAUAUACAUAGAUAUAUUUUCUCAUUGUUUUUAAUGAAAUUUUAAGUUUUAAAUUAAAUAAAUAAAUUCUUAAUAAUGAA
This is a messenger RNA of Calliphora vicina (urban bluebottle blowfly), 1309 nucleotides long. Its product is annotated as phosphotriesterase-related protein. Bases 124 to 1179 code for a protein of 351 amino acids. The transcript has 4 exons. Gene Ontology annotation, molecular function: zinc ion binding; hydrolase activity, acting on ester bonds. Lineage: Eukaryota; Metazoa; Arthropoda; Insecta; Diptera; Calliphoridae. The record is from RefSeq and is a predicted model, not a curated record. Gene Ontology annotation, biological process: catabolic process.